CUCCAGAAACCAGCCCCAGCCAAGACUGAACCCAAGGCCAAGAAGGAGAAACCAGCAAAGAAAGAGAAGGCUGUGAACGACAAGAAGGAGGAGAAGAAAACUAAGAAGGCAGCAGCGAAGGAGAACGCAGAGGCCGCUGAGGAGAACCACUCUGAGAACGGAGACGCCAAGACCAACCAGAUGGACGAUGCUCCCGAGGCGGAGAAGGAGGAAGCCAAGUCUGAGUAGCAACACUGCCGACCCCUGACCCCAACCCCCAGCCUGCCCCAGUGUUCGUGGUCCCCCUCCAAGGCAUAUUGUUAACAGAGGAAUAUUUUUAUCAGUGAUUUUA
Salvelinus sp. IW2-2015 is the source of this 331-nucleotide messenger RNA. NCBI's taxonomy places the organism in Eukaryota, Metazoa, Chordata, Actinopteri, Salmoniformes, Salmonidae. The record is from RefSeq and is a predicted model, not a curated record.